GUCUUUUUAUCAUUUUACCUAAACACAACACAAGGUGGCCAAAAUGAGCAGUGUUUGUGCUGAACAGCACAAGCUUCACCCUUCUCACCGACUCCCUUCACCAAAGAAAUCCAUUAGGGAAAUUGACAUCCCUCCAAGGAAGCUCCUCACUCGCCGCGCCGCCACAUAUGACGGCGCCACCGACAUAUACUCCGACGACACCAUCCUGCAAAAGUUCCUCCCUUACAACAAUCUUGAUUCCGAUGACUCUGACUCCGAGGACCCCUACUCCUCCGACCACUUUCGGAUGUUCGAAUUCAAGGUCCGCCGGUGCACCCGCAGCCGGAGCCACGACUGGACUGACUGCCCUUUUGCCCAUCCAGGAGAAAAAGCGCGGCGCCGGGACCCACGGCGAUAUCAUUACUCAGGAACAGUCUGUCCUGAAUAUCGCCGCGGAGGGUGCAGCCGCGGCGACUCAUGCGAAUACGCUCACGGCGUGUUCGAAUGCUGGCUGCACCCUGCUAGAUACAGGACUGAAGCCUGCAAAGAUGGCAAGAACUGCAAGCGAAAGGUGUGUUUCUUUGCUCACACCCCUCGGCAGCUCAGAAUCUUGCCAGUAACAUCGUCUUCAUCCACCUCUUCAAACGACAAGAAAAACAAAUUCUUGAACCAUGCUUCAAGGUCAAACAACAACAAUUGUUGUUUGUUCUGCCAUGGUGCUGCUUCUUCUGCUUCUCCAACUUCAACGCUUUUUGGCAUGUCCCAUUACUCGCCACCACUGUCACCAUCAUCGUCUACCUCGCCGCCUCUUUCGCCGUUUCAACUCAGAAACGGGGUUUCUUCGAUUUCUCAUUACGGUGUCGAGAAUCAUUACGGUGUGGAGAACCAUCAUAAUCGUGUGGUGAGUUAUAAAGAUAUGUUAACUGAAUUGAUGAGUUCUUUGGAGGGUUUGAGUUUCAACGAGGUUUUGAGUUUAAAUGAGGGUUCGCAAGUUUCUGCAGCAAAAACACCGAACUUGUCAUGGCUUGAUGUUCCUCUGAACCGUGAGGAUCAGCAACAACAGUUCAUUGUUUCGUCCACUACUCAGACAUCCACAAGUUCCAAUGGCAAGUUUUCUUGCAGCAAAUUCUUGGGCAACGACAACAAGGUUGUUGUCGGUCCUGAUGGUAAUAGCCCAGAUCUCGGGUGGGUGAAUGAGCUGCUGAUGUAA
This is a messenger RNA of Abrus precatorius (Indian licorice), 1189 nucleotides long. Its product is annotated as zinc finger CCCH domain-containing protein 2. Lineage: Eukaryota; Viridiplantae; Streptophyta; Magnoliopsida; Fabales; Fabaceae. The record is from RefSeq and is a predicted model, not a curated record. The transcript has a single exon. Bases 44 to 1189 code for a protein of 381 amino acids. Gene Ontology annotation, molecular function: metal ion binding.